Molecule: messenger RNA, 1634 nt
Organism: Vollenhovia emeryi
Lineage: Eukaryota; Metazoa; Arthropoda; Insecta; Hymenoptera; Formicidae
Gene: JMJD5
Product: lysine-specific demethylase 8
Exons: 9
Coding region: 176-1429 (417 amino acids)
Cellular component (GO): nucleus
Molecular function (GO): histone H3K36 demethylase activity
Source: RefSeq, a predicted model, not a curated record
AUUCUACUUCAACCAAUCGCGUAGUCUGUAUACUAUACGUCUAUGGAUCACAUAUGGCUCAAAAUUAAAUGUCUACAAACCUAACCUAUAAGUCCUUUCUCUUUCCAGUGAUAAAUUGACGCGAAAUUCUGACGCAAAACUCUUCUUAAUGUAGGCUGUAACAAAACGGAACUAUAUGAUGGCUUGCAGCGACUCUAUGAUAACAGUUCCUUGGGAAUUAUUAACGAAGGAAUUGGAAAAUAUACCUGUUGAAAUAAAGCUACACUUGACACCUAUAAUCAACGUGCUGCAAACAUCUGAUAAGCAAUUAACUUCAGAAAAAUGGAUAAACGCUUCGAUAACAAGACUGGAAGCUUGCUUAGACCGCACAUGGGAGGUGUUGAAUUCCGGUUACUGGAAAGACGUUCCAAUUCAAUACAGAUAUUCUUAUUCUCUAUGUGUUGUUAUAAAGGCUGUGCUAUUAGAGAUUCAGUACAAAAUAGGUGUUGAAAGUUCUGAUAGAGAAAGAAAGAAGACUGUAUUAAAAAAUAUUAUCAAUCAAAUUGAUAGAGGCAUUCUGUUAGGCGCACCUCUUUCCAGUAUGCCAAAUUUAUUAACAGCUAUUGCCACAAAGUUGAACAACUAUUGUGCUGAAGAAUUUGAUGCUAUAAAUGUGGAAGACAUUUUAAUUAACCAUGAGGGAACUAACUAUUUAAUCUCUAAUUGCCCGGAUAGAUAUUUUGAAAAGCCUUCGAUGCAAACAUUUUAUAAUAAAAUUUUUAUGCCAAAAUCACCAGCUGUAUUAACAGAUUGUAUGAGUCAUUGGAAAGCAUUAACGUUAUGGAAAAAUCCUAACUAUUUGAAUAAGAUUGCGGGAUCUCGCACAGUGCCGAUUGAAAUUGGAUCCCGUUAUACUGAAGAAGACUGGACACAGCAUCUUGUUAAUUUUUCUGAAUUUUUACGAAAGCACGUUAUUGCAAAUAAUAGUGAAGUUGGUUAUUUAGCACAGCAUCAAUUAUUUGAACAGAUACCAGAGCUAAAAGAGGAUUUCGAAGUGCCGGAAUAUUGUUGUUUUUCGGAUAGCGAGGAGGAUAAUGCGGAAUCGUCAGAAGUUGAUAUAAAUGCUUGGUUUGGUCCCGCUAAUACAGUGUCGCCUUUACAUUUUGAUCCAAAAAAUAAUCUGCUGUCUCAGAUUUUCGGCUACAAAAGGGUCAUUUUAUAUUCUCCGGCCGAAACGAAUAACUUAUAUCCUUAUGACACUAGAUUACUUAAUAAUACUGCACAGGUAGAUCCUGUACGGCCAGAUUAUGACAAGUGGCCGAAUUUUCGUGAAGCCAGUGGUAUGACGUUUUACUUAAAGCCUGGAGAAAUGUUGUAUAUUCCACCGAAAUGGUGGCAUCAUGUAACUGCCCUUACUCCGAGUUUCUCGAUUAGUUUCUGGUGGAAUUAAUGUUUAUUGUAUUAAUAUAAUAACAAAUGUAAUUUACAAAUUAAUUAAAUUUGGCUGUUAUUACAAUAAAGUUGUUACCAACAAUAUAUAUUAUAUGUAUAAUAUCGUAAAGAUAAUAUGCAUAUAGAUCCAGUAUUUUUAAAUGUUUGAAUAGUACAGAAAGUUACUCGUUGUAUUAUGCUUUUUUAAUAAAUUUUUGAAGCUA